AUGGCCCGGCAGCCUUAUCGUUCUCCCCAGGCGGGGAACCCAGAGAGAGGAUCAGGUGUUUUCAGGUUAACCGUCAGAAAUGUGAUGGCGCAUCUUGAUUCUGAGGUGAAAGAAGAAUGUCUGAGAGAAGACCUAAAGUUUUACUUCAUGAACCCCUGUGAAAAAUACCGAGCCAGACACCAGAUUCCAUGGAAACUGGGUUUGCAGAUUCUGAAAAUAGUCAUGGUCACCACACAGCUUGUUCGUUUUGGUUUAAGUAACCAGCUGGUGGUUGCUUUCAAAGAAGAUAACACUGUUGCUUUUAAGCACUUGUUUCUGAAGGGAUAUUCUGGUAUAGAUGAGAAUGACUACAGUUGCAGUGUAUAUACCCAAGAGGACGCCUAUGAGAGCAUCUUUUUUGCUAUUAAUCAGUAUCACCAUCUUAAGAACAUUUCCCUGGGGACCCUUGGUUAUGGAGAAAAUGAAGACAACAGAAUUGGCUUAAAAAUCUGUAAGCAGCAUUACAAGAAGGGAACCAUGUUUCCUUCUAAUGAGACACUGAAUAUUGACAGCGACAUUGAGAUAGAUUGCAUUCACUUAGACCUUCAGGCCCUUGCCAGGAACCCUCAGGACUGGAGGAACUCAUCAUUCCUCAGACUGGAAUUUUAUCGGCUCUUACAAGUUGAAAUCUCCUUUCACCUCAAAGGUAUUGACCUACAGACAAUUCAUUCCCGUGAGUUACCGGACUGUUACGUCUUUCGGAAUAUGAUUACCUUUGACAAUAAAGCUCACAGUGGCAAAAUUAAAAUAUAUUUUGACAGUGAUGCCAACAUUGAGGAAUGUAAAGACUUGAACAUAUUUGGAUCUGUUCAGAAAAAUACUCAGUAUGUCCUGGUGUUCGAUGCAUUUGUCAUUGUGAUUUGCUUGGCGUCUCUUAUUCUGUGCACAAGAUCCAUUGUUCUUGCUCUACGGUUACGAAAGAGAUUCCUAAAUUUCUUCCUGGAGAAGUACAAGCGACGUGCGUGUGACGCUGACCGGUGGGAGUUCAUCAACAGAUGGUAUGUCCUGGUGAUCGUCAGCGACCUAAUGACAAUAACUGGAUCCAUAUUAAAAAUGGAAAUCAAAGCAAAGAAUCUCACAAAUUAUGAUCUAUGCAGCAUUUUGCUUGGGACGUCUACGCUCUUUGUUUGGGUUGGAGUCAUCAGAUACCUGGGUUAUUUCCAGGCAUAUAAUGUACUCAUUUUAACAAUGCAAGCCUCACUGCCAAAGGUUCUUCGGUUUUGUGCUUGUGCUGGUAUGAUUUAUCUGGGCUACACAUUCUGUGGCUGGAUUGUCCUAGGACCAUAUCACGACAAGUUUGAAAAUCUGAACACAGUUGCUGAGUGCCUGUUUUCUCUGGUCAACGGUGAUGACAUGUUUGCAACCUUUGCCCACAUCCAGCAGAAGAGUGUCUUGGUGUGGCUGUUCAGUCGUCUGUAUUUAUAUUCCUUCAUCAGCCUUUUUAUAUACAUGAUCCUCAGCCUUUUUAUUGCACUUAUUACAGAUUCUUAUGACACCAUUAAGAAAUACCAACAGAAUGGGUUUCCUGAAACCGAUCUGCAGGAAUUCCUGAAGGAAUGUAGUAGCAAAGAGGAGUAUCAGAAGGAGUCCCCGGCCUUCCUGUCCUGCAUCUGCUGUCAGAGGAGGAAAGGAAGCGAUGACCACUUGAUACUUAUUAACUAA
This is a messenger RNA of Cynocephalus volans (Philippine flying lemur), 1701 nucleotides long. RefSeq names its product mucolipin TRP cation channel 2 (gene MCOLN2). Gene Ontology annotation, cellular component: membrane. Gene Ontology annotation, molecular function: NAADP-sensitive calcium-release channel activity. The transcript has 14 exons. NCBI's taxonomy places the organism in Eukaryota, Metazoa, Chordata, Mammalia, Dermoptera, Cynocephalidae. The coding region runs from base 1 to 1701 and encodes 566 amino acids. The record is from RefSeq and is a predicted model, not a curated record.